AUGUUUGCUAAAACCCGGCUCAGCUGGGCGAAAAAUGUGGAUGUUUGUGUCAUAGGGGGAGGACCUGCAGGAGUGGCCGCCGCGUUGCGGGCUGUGGAUUAUAGAAAAAGGGCUUGCAUAAUCGAGUCAUCACGGAUUGGAGGUGCUGACCUUUGGAACGGUGCGCUACAGUCGAAGACGUUAUGGGAAAUGGCAAAAUUCGUCCGCCUUAUGAACGGCCAAACCGCCAAUCGUUUUAUGAAGUGCCGUCAAGCUCUCCCAUGUAUUGAUUUUUCGAAUAUUAAGAAAUCAAUAGAUUGCGCAGCAGAGUUCCGUCACGGCCAGAUUCUUCAUCAGCUUGAGAAGGUUAGCGUUGACGUUAUAUGUGGUCAUGGGUCAUUUACGUCACCUCACAGUGUCGAUGUUAAACUGUUGGGUGGAGGCAUUGAGGAGGUACGGGCCGACUACUUUGUCAUUGCGUGCGGCGCUCAACCUCGUAAACAUGCUUCCGUAAUUGCCGACGGUGAGGUUGUCUUCACUUCCGAUGAUAUAAUGACUCAACCAUUUCCGAAAAGCAUUGUCAUUAUCGGCGCUGGCGUUAUAGGAUGUGAGUUUGCAUCGAUAUUUGCGAACUUUGGACUUACCGAAGUAAAUGUUAUUGAAAAGUCUAAUCGAAUAUUGCCAAUGGAAGAUGAUGAUGUUGCUCUCUUCGUUCAGAAGCUCCUGGAGGCAAAGAUGGUCAAUUUUCACCACCAUUCUGCUUUGCAAAGCAACAAGGUGGAGGGCGGCCAAUUCCGUUACACGCUGCGUGAUUUGAGAGACAACAGGCUAACAGACCACGUGGUCGACAAGGCGUUGGUUUCAAUAGGAAGGGAUCCAAAUGUGGGUAGCAUUGGACUCGACAAAAUCGGUGUUGAGUUGAAGCAGGGUCGAAUCCAGCGUGACCAGUUUUAUUGCGUUGUUCCACACAAGCAUAUUUAUGCGUGUGGUGAUGUCGGCUCAAGGGUGGCGCUUGUUAACGUUGGGGAGUUGGAAGCGCGUUCCUGUAUUGAGCAUAUGUAUCGUCCAUAUCCGGAGGGAGAACUUAUUCAACGCCUGGACAAUCUGUCGACGAUUAUGUUUCUUGAUCAGGAGGUGGCCGCUGUAGGUCGCAAUGAGCAACAAUGCAGGAAGGAACACAUAGCAUACAAGGUGGCCAGGUACGGUUAUGAAUUUGUGGGUCGGGCCCUCGCAAUGGGCAAUACGAGCGGUUUUGUGAAGCUUAUCGUUACAAAUGAUCACAAAAUGCAGGUUCUUGGUGUGCGAGCUGUUGGACCGCAUGCAAGCAGCAUUAUUGAGUUGGCUUCAUUGGCAAUUCAUAAUCGCGAAUCGAUUUAUAACCUGAGUCAGCUCCAUACAGCUUACCCUGCAAUAACCCAAGGGUUCCAAGAGUGUGUCAAUAUGCUUCUUGGUACUUCAACUUUGAAACCUAAUGUUUUCCCCGAACUUAUCGUUAAUGAGUGGUCGCCUCCAAAUCUUGACCGAGGCAGAGCAUAUUAG
Molecule: messenger RNA, 1518 nt
Organism: Trypanosoma brucei brucei TREU927
Lineage: Eukaryota; Euglenozoa; Kinetoplastea; Trypanosomatida; Trypanosomatidae
Product: dihydrolipoamide dehydrogenase, putative
Exons: 1
Coding region: 1-1518 (505 amino acids)
Cellular component (GO): mitochondrion; oxoglutarate dehydrogenase complex
Molecular function (GO): dihydrolipoyl dehydrogenase (NADH) activity; flavin adenine dinucleotide binding
Source: RefSeq, a predicted model, not a curated record